ACGAAGAGGCGCCGCAAUGCAGCGAGUAAGGAGGGUGGCGAUAGCGGCAGGGGCAGGGGCGGCAAUACUGAUGCUGCUGCUCGUUUCCAGUACAUAUAGAGGGCAGACGAUGCUAUCAUCUUCCUCCUCCACUUCCUCCUCCACUUCCACUUCCACUGCCACUUCCUCCUCGGUACACCCUUGGGCAUUCAAGCCCACGAAGUUUGGUCCCCUCAGAAGAAAGGAGUGGCAGUCGUCAAGGUAUCAAGUGCUGACAUUGUGGCACAUUGCCGAGCGAUCGACAGAGACCUGCAUGAAUGCUGAGGACAUGCUUUACCCCAACCUGGAAGACAACAACUGCCAAGAUGUUGACCGUGCUAUGAAGUUAUUGCAGACAUGCAUGCGAAACCAACGUGAUGGUAUGCAGAACCUUGCAGACUCUAAGAAUGGCAUGUGGGACGCUUUGCCCAAGCUUGUCUACAUGACACAUGCCCUGAGCGAGCAGGAUCGCAGCAUGAUAGAGAAGAAGCUUGGCAGCAGUGUGGUGUUCUACACGCUUGCACGUCUAGAGGCCUUGCACGCCAAGUGUCAUGAUAUGGUGAUCUCGACUCGAGAGAGAAAUUUGGAUGCUCAGCUGCUCAACAACCACGGCAAGUUGGACUCAAUUCUUCGGUUAGAGAACAUGAUCCGCUACAUGCGCAAGGCUGGAGCCGUUUUGCCGGAGGCUUAUCCCAUGGGAGCAGCUGGGGAGUGGGGGGAGAACUCUGUAGCUCGCUAUCGCAUCGCACCUAGAGCAAGAUUCGUCUUCAGCGGAAGGAACGAUCCCUUGCGACGAGCGGCGAGACGAGGGUAUAUUCCACAGUAUGCCCCGGGAGCCUGAGAGCAGCAUGGACAACGGGAUCCAGUCACCAGGCUUUGUUUGAGCUCCAUGCUGCUGUGUUCACAGUAGGCUGGGUCACAGAAUGUACAUAUACUGCGCUUUCAGGCCGUUUUUGUUUCAGGCGUUCCAACCUUGGGUAUACAUUUUCGAGAACGGUCCAACGCGAGAGGGGAGUUGAAUACAGUCUUGGUUUUGCUCUGUUUCAUGAUAAGUUAAUAUAGACGGAAAGUUGC
Messenger RNA from Guillardia theta CCMP2712, 1092 nucleotides. RefSeq lists its product as hypothetical. NCBI's taxonomy places the organism in Eukaryota, Cryptophyceae, Pyrenomonadales, Geminigeraceae. The transcript is spliced from 2 exons. The record is from RefSeq and is a predicted model, not a curated record. The coding region runs from base 17 to 859 and encodes 280 amino acids.